UCGUCAUAAUUAGUUUUUUCCAAUUACAAAUGUCACUCGAUUUUUCUUCCCACCCGAAUUGAGCUGCGCGUAUCAAACACGUUUUAGAGACUUUUUACUAUGAUCGAUUGGCAUACCUGUGACCGAAUUUAUCAUAGUUCAGUGAAUUGACCUCAGUAUGCAGUGAAUUGCAGCGAAUAGCAAAUCUGCAUUGAACGUCGCACGAGGAGGCGGUAGUGAGGGUAACGAUCUGUUAAAUUUUCAGAUGACAAAUCGCAGUGUCAGUAUCGAAUAGUUUUGAGAAUCAUAUUAGUUUUUAUGACGUUCAUCAUAAAGCAUAUGAUAAAAGACACUUAUUACCACAAAGACACGCGAAAAUAAGCUUUUAUAUUUGUUUACUCGGAACUCGCGAGACUCGGCAUGGAUCGCAGAAACAUUGGACAUUGUCGAAUUUGUCGAUUAUCUUUAUGAGUAACACACCAAAUUAAUCAUGGAGCUUGAAAAUUGUAAUGCACAUGGAGAUCAGGAGAACAGUCGGCCUAAUACACCUCAACACGAUAAUGAUCCGAGUGGUAAUAAAAAAUGGUACCGGCAAGCCAGCCAAAGGAUCUUUGUCAAUCGGAGUCUUCAUUUGGAGAACAUCAAGUUUUAUGGCUUUGACAUGGAUUACACAUUGGCAGAGUACAAGUCACCGCAGUACGAGCAAUUGGGUUUUAAUUUGCUCAAGGAUCGUUUAGUGUCUUUAGGAUAUCCACAGGAAAUCAAGGCCUUCGAAUACGAUCCCAGUUUUCCCGUUCGUGGAUUAUGGUUCGAUACCUUGUACGGGAAUCUUUUGAAAGUGGAUGCUUAUGGAAAUAUCUUAGUUUGUGUUCAUGGUUUCGAGUUCUUAAAACACUCUCAGGUCUAUGAACUUUAUCCAAACAAAUUCCUACAAUUAGAUGAAUCCAGAGUUUAUGUGCUCAAUACCUUGUUCAAUCUACCGGAAACCUAUUUACUAGCCUGUCUGAUAGACUUUUUUACAAACUCACCGCAAUUUAGCAGAGAAAAAACUGGAGUCAAAGAAGGUGAGCUCACUAUGAGCUUCAAAAGUAUAUUUCAGGAUGUCAGAAGCGCGGUAGAUUGGAUACACCUUCACGGUAAUCUGAAAACAAAGACAAUCGAGAAUUUGGACGAAUACGUAAAGAAGGACGAAAGAUUGCCCAUGUUCCUCACGAGAAUCCGAGAGAGUGGAGCGAAAGUAUUUUUAUUAACUAACAGUGAUUAUGUUUUCACGGACAAAAUUAUGACUUAUUUGUUCGAUUUUCCACAUGGUGCAAGGCCUGAUGAACCACAUAGAAAUUGGAAAACAUAUUUUGAUACAAUUGUGGUAGAUGCCAGAAAACCAUUGUUCUUCGGAGAAGGAACAAUUUUACGACAAGUGGAUACGAGCACGGGCGCUUUAAAACUUGGUACACAUAAAGGUCCACUUCAUACAGGGGAAGUGUAUUCAGGAGGUUCCUGCGACGUGUUUACAGAAUUUAUUGGUGCAAAAGGAAAGGAUGUGUUAUAUGUCGGUGAUCAUAUAUUUGGUGAUAUUUUAAAAAGUAAAAAAAUAAGAGGCUGGAGGACAUUUUUAAUAGUUCCUGAAUUGGUUCAAGAGUUGCACGUUUGGACUGAUAAGUGUCAAUUGUUCGCCGAAUUACAAAGUCUAGAUGUUAUGCUCGGAGAAAUGUACAAAAAUUUAGACAGUAGUACAAAGGAAAAGCCAGAUAUUUCUAAACUACGCGCAUCUAUAAGAGACGUCACGCACAAAAUGGAUUUGGCUUAUGGCAUGAUGGGUUCCUUGUUUCGCAGUGGAAGUAGACAAACGUUUUUCAGCAGUCAAGUCGUAAGGUACGCCGAUUUAUACGCGGCGACUUUCUUGAAUUUGAUUUAUUAUCCCUUUUCAUAUAUGUUCAGAGCACCUGCUAUGCUGAUGCCACAUGAAAGUACGGUUGCACACGAACAGAGAUUUGUCAUGGAAACACCAAUGAUUAGCCGUUCUAGAACGUUUAAAUUGGCAGAUGAGGAAGAAGAACAUAAUCGACUUUCUUCUAAGAAUUUGUAUGUGGACCAUUUUAAUAGUCAAAUUCCACAUGCAAGACCAGAAACGCCACGCAAUGUCACACAUACACACGAUGAGGAUUGCAGUGAUGAGGAUAGCGAUUCACAGAAACAAGCUAAUCAAGUGAAAAAAUGCACAAAAGAUGCAAAUUGAAACUGAAGUAAUAUUUUGUUUAUUAAUAUUUUAUUUUUUAAUCAGGUGCUACUUUUAUCAUUUCACGUAAUUCAAAUAAACUAAAAAAUAAAUUGUGAAUAAAACAUAAUAUAUAGCUUAUUAAGUAAGAUAUAUCUUAUGUUUCAAAGAAUUAUAUAGUAUAUGAGUUACACCCUGCAUUAACAUUAUUUAAUUUUAAAAAUAUGUAUAUACAAAAAUUUAUAUUUUUUAAAUAACAAGUUAAUGCAAAAAUGAAAUUUUAUUUCAUUUAUAUAGAUUAUGUGAAAAAAAAAAAUUUCUUAUCAUAUAUAAUACUUUUGUAGAGCUGUGGAAUACAGUUAUAUUGAUAAUUAGCGCACAAUGCUCAUAUUAGGAAACAUUCAGAUAUCGAACUACACAAUAUAUAUUCGACUUUGUUAGCAUUGUAUAUGCUGUAUAAUAAUUUUACAUUUUAUUAUUAAGAUUAAGAAGUAUUAUAUUAAAACAAGUGUUGAUAUAGUAAGAAAUAUUGAUAAUAUUAAACUUAUUCUAAAAUGGAGUAUACUAGUCUGCUCUUUUUAUAUCUAAUAGAAGCUUAUGUUGAAGUUACAUACAUGAAAAAGAUGAAAUAAACACGAGAUGCAGCAAACCCCAAAUAGACUGCAAUUUAGGCUAGUGUGUACAGAAAAUAUAUGAUCAUAUUCUUGAAAUUAAUUGUUAAAUGAUUAUUCAUAUACUUAACAAGUAUUAACUAUAAUUAAUUCUUCAUAAUAAAUACUAAUUAUUCAACUUGUAGUAGAAAACAUUAGAUAGACUUGGAAAAAAAUAAGACAAUAUUCUAUUUCUCUUUGUAUACGAUGUAAACUGUUAUAGGAUGUAUAAUAAUGGAAAAAAAUGAAAUGAUCAAAUGUA
Molecule: messenger RNA, 3106 nt
Organism: Cataglyphis hispanica
Lineage: Eukaryota; Metazoa; Arthropoda; Insecta; Hymenoptera; Formicidae
Gene: Nt5b
Product: cytosolic purine 5'-nucleotidase
Exons: 11
Coding region: 470-2215 (581 amino acids)
Molecular function (GO): 5'-nucleotidase activity
Source: RefSeq, a predicted model, not a curated record